GUUGGUGUCCGAAAUUACGGAAACGAAAAUCGCGAGAGGACUGAACGAACGAAGGAAACGCAAGAGAAGAAGAAGAGCGAAGAGCGCAGAGUGACGGGUACAAAUUCAAAGGUUAUUGGAAAACCCCCCAAACAGUAACACGAUCGAUUGAGGUUACUGUUUCGGUCUUGAUGGUGUCGGUUAACCCUAACCCCGCCCAAGGCUUCUACUUCUUCGAUCCUUCCAACAUGGCCCUUCCCGGCGUCAACAAUCUCCCGCCGCCGCAGCACCCUCCGCCGCCUCCCGCCGGAGCACCCUCCGCCGUGGAGGAUCCCAAUAAGAAGAUCCGGAAACCCUACACGAUUACCAAGUCCAGGGAGAGCUGGACCGAGCAGGAGCACGACAAGUUUCUAGAAGCUCUCCAAUUAUUUGAUCGGGACUGGAAAAAGAUUGAAGCAUUUGUUGGUUCAAAAACAGUUAUCCAGAUACGGAGUCAUGCACAGAAGUAUUUUCUUAAAGUUCAGAAGAAUGGAACAAGUGAACAUGUACCUCCUCCUCGGCCAAAGAGAAAAGCUGCUCAUCCAUACCCUCAAAAAGCUCCUAAAAUCGCUGCUACUGCAUCCCAACUUACAGGCUCAUUGCAAUCUCCAUCUGCUUUCGUUGAACCUACAUACAUUUAUAGCUCAGAUUCCUCAUCUGUGCUUGGAAACCCAGUUACUAGCAUGCCUUUGUCAUCUUGGAAUUAUAAUGCUACACCACCACCAGUCAAUGUGCCACAACCACAAGUGAUUAGAGAUGGAAUGGGAUUGACUGGAGCUGGACAAGCUGUUCCUCAUAAUUGUUGCUAUAGCAGUAGUAAUGAAAGCACCCCUCCAACUUGGCCAAGUAGCAAAACGAUUAAUCAGGGUGACCAGGGCAAGCCAUUUAAAGUAAUGCCAGAUUUUGCUCAAGUCUACAGCUUCCUUGGCAGUGUAUUUGAUCCAAAUUCAACUAAUCACCUACAUAAACUAAGACAGAUGGACCCAAUAAAUGUGGAAACGGUAUUAUUGUUGAUGAGAAAUCUCUCCAUCAAUUUAAUGAGUCCUGAAUUUGAGGAUCAUAAGAAGCUGCUUUCAUCAUAUGACACCGACUCUGAGAAGUCAAAGUUUGUUAAUAUUUGCAGCACAAAUAAAUCUGAGAGUGCCGUUCUCUCUGCUUAGGAUGUUGCCACGCCGAAGAGUGUUUUCAAUAUAUUUUCUGAAUGCACAUGAAGUGGGAGCAAGAAGGGGAAAAGACAAAAAGUUUUUGCUAAAAGGAAGUGUAGUGUCUAGAUGCAUGCUGUAUAUAAAUAUAAAUAUAUGUAUACCUUUUGGAUUGAGUUUUUGUUUGUUUUAGGCACUGUUAGUCUCGUAGAUAUGCUGGUGUUUUGAUUUGUGUAUAUCUUUUGAAGAUGAUUAUCCUUGGAAUGCAGGACAAUGAGAGUUCUGCUAGGUCACUUCUGGAGGCUAUACUGUACAGCCUGUUGAGUGCUUUUGUGUGUUAUGCUGUUUAAGCUUAGAAUUAGUACAUGAGCGGUGUUAGGAUUUAGGGGUGCCGUUUGCCUUGUAUAUAAAGCAAUAAAACACUGUAGAUAAGUUUCUCCUUUUCAUGCCUGUACAUUAUAAUAAUUAUUAUUAUAAACCCUAUUUGCUA
Messenger RNA from Cajanus cajan (pigeon pea), 1650 nucleotides. Lineage: Eukaryota; Viridiplantae; Streptophyta; Magnoliopsida; Fabales; Fabaceae. The record is from RefSeq and is a predicted model, not a curated record.